UUGCUUCUUCAUUUCAGAUCAUGAAUACUCAUUUACAGCAUGUUCGCCAGCGUCUUCAAAUGGUAGAAUUGGAUCGUUCAUGGAAUUUGAGUGUUUAGAUGCAGGGUUGUUCGACCUCGACCAGAAGAUGAAUAGGAGCAGCAAAAUACCAGAAAGAGAAA
Trichobilharzia regenti is the source of this 161-nucleotide messenger RNA. The record is from the annotation of a GenBank genome assembly. Lineage: Eukaryota; Metazoa; Platyhelminthes; Trematoda; Strigeidida; Schistosomatidae.